Molecule: messenger RNA, 933 nt
Organism: Pocillopora verrucosa
Lineage: Eukaryota; Metazoa; Cnidaria; Anthozoa; Scleractinia; Pocilloporidae
Source: RefSeq, a predicted model, not a curated record
AUGAGUGACGCUGUAGAAAUCCUACAAUCAGUCCAGAUAGGUUUAAAUGUCGUCAUAUUUCUUCUCAACACUGAUCGUGGCCCACAAGCGACUGAGUUAUGUAAUGAAUGUGCAAUUCUACUUCAAAACCUUGACUGUGGUAGUCACCUUGAUAUCUCCGAUGUAAUAUCCAAUGUAUACUAUGCCAUCUCAGGUAACACAAGUGUGGAAAGAUAUACCAAAAAACUUCUUUACACGUUGCACCACGCUGGAAGACUAACCAUUCAACUGGGAGACAAAUAUCAAGCACAGAGCCGGUUUGUAGAGGCAAAGCAACUUUUCAAUAGCGCACUCAUCAUCAUGCAAACGAUUGGUCACAAAGGAGACGAAGUAAUGGCUCAUGAAAGACUGGGAAAUGUAUGUAAGAGCUUGAGUGAAAUUCAGAAGGCAAAAAAACACCUCGAGAAAGCACUCACCAUCGCGAUAGAAAUUGGCGACAGGCAAAGACAAGGAGCAAGUAACGGGAACCUCGGAAAUAAGGCUAAAGAAUGUCACGAGAGAGCACUUGCCAUUGCGAUAACAAUUGGCGACAGACGAGGAGAAGGAAAAUUUAGCGGGGACCUCGGAAAUGUGCUUAUUACCCUCGGCGAAUAUCAGAAGGCUAAAGAAUAUUACGAGAAAGCACUUGUCAUUGUGAUGGAAAUUGGCGACAAACAAGGAGAAGGAGUAAGUAACGGGAACCUCGGAAAUGUGUUCGAUUCCCUCGGCGAAUAUCAGAAGGCUGAAGAAUAUUACGAGAAAGCACUUGUCAUUGCGAUGGAAAUAGGCGACAAACAAGGAGAAGGAGUAAGUAACGGGAACCUCGGAAAUGUAAAGCAAAAGAACAUUGUGAGAAGGCACUUACCAUCAGCAGAGAAUGUGGCCUUAGAAAUGUCGAAGCGAACAUUUACAUAA